This is a messenger RNA of Odobenus rosmarus divergens (Pacific walrus), 1529 nucleotides long. It is a transcript of the gene DYNLL2, whose product is annotated as dynein, light chain, LC8-type 2. The record is from RefSeq and is a predicted model, not a curated record. Gene Ontology annotation, molecular function: dynein light intermediate chain binding; dynein intermediate chain binding. The transcript has 3 exons. The coding region runs from base 284 to 553 and encodes 89 amino acids. Gene Ontology annotation, cellular component: cytoplasmic dynein complex. Gene Ontology annotation, biological process: cilium assembly; microtubule-based process. NCBI's taxonomy places the organism in Eukaryota, Metazoa, Chordata, Mammalia, Carnivora, Odobenidae.
AGCGGCAGAGCGGAGCGGAGCAGCGAGGCACCAGCGAGGAGCAGGCGGGCUGGCCGGCGGGCGCGAGGCGGAGCGCGGGCGGCCGGGGAAGCUCGAAGGGCGGACGGCGGCGAAGAGCGAUCGGCCCGGGGCCGCGGGAGCCGGAGACCGCGGCGGCGGUUGCUGCUGCUGCUGCUGCUGCAGGAGGAGCCGAGGGGACACCGCCCCUGCCCGCGCCCUGCCUCAGGCCAUCGCUGCUGCUCCCCCGGGGCCCCGCGCGGACUAGCCUCCGUGAAGUGUCACGAUGUCUGACCGGAAGGCAGUGAUCAAGAACGCAGACAUGUCUGAGGACAUGCAACAGGAUGCUGUUGACUGCGCCACGCAGGCUAUGGAGAAGUACAACAUAGAGAAGGACAUUGCUGCCUAUAUCAAGAAGGAAUUUGACAAGAAAUAUAACCCUACCUGGCAUUGUAUCGUGGGCCGAAAUUUUGGCAGCUAUGUUACACAUGAGACAAAGCACUUCAUCUAUUUUUACUUGGGUCAAGUUGCAAUCCUCCUGUUCAAGUCCGGCUAGGAGGCCGCAGUGGAGGUGUCCGUGGCGGCGGCAGCGAUGGCAGGCAGGCGGCGUUGCUGGGACUGUUUUGCACCGGGGCCAGCAUCAGGAUGUCCUCUCCAAUGGCUGUGCUACUGCAUGGACUGUAUACUCGAUUUCAUGUGUAUGUCGCAGUAAACAAAACCAAACUUCUUUCUGUUUAGUUGCCUGGGGAAGAAGGCUGCUUUAUGUUUAUUUUUCAAGACUUCAAAAUCUUUUCUUUGGUUGUAUUGCACUAGGAAAUCUCUCCCACCCCUCCCUCUUCUCUUUCUCUCCCUACGUAAAAUUAAAAAAAAAGCCCUCAACGAAGCCUGUAAGACUAGGAGGGCAGGGGGAGAGCAGUCGGUUUCUGGAGGCAGAACUCAAACUGUGCAGCCACCUCCUGGUGGUGGGUGCUGCUUUGGAAGGGCUGGGGAGGCUGCUGGGGGCAGCAUAAGGCUUGGCAAGGAGAGAGGGAUAGGAAGGAGGCUAGGGGGAUUGAUCUCUAGUACCAGGGAGAAUAUUCCACUGAACUGUGAUUCCACGACUUGGGGCAGAGGGUGGGGUGGGGGUGGAUUCUUUUGAGGGGCCCUGAGACGUGUUUGUCUGUGGUGUGUGGGAGUGGGGAGCAGACUUGUCUUGCUGUCUUUGUCAGAACAGUUUCUAAGUAAGGGCUGUGUCUUUGUGGAUUACCUUCUUCUAUUCUUCCUGCCAGAGCUCGUGCUAGGAGGAUGUUGGGGGUAGGAUUAGCUUGAUUUUUCUCCUAUUCAUUCUUCUCUCCUUCUCUCUGCUCCCUGCUUAGCCCUUGGUUUUCUCAUUCCUCUGGAGUUCUCUUAGAGCAGCCCCUGUUAGUUGGCUGGCAAGGGAAUUUCUGGUGACUGUAGUUCCUUAGUUAAGUCUUAGCAAUCAAACCAAAUCAGUGUCUCCCUUGAUUCUCCUGUGUGUGUGUGUGUGUGUGUGUGUGUGUGUGUGUGUGUGU